GGCUGGUGCAGUUGGAAGCUUGACGCAGCCGCCCGAGAGCUCCGAGUGCGGGCUCCAUCCAUCGACGUACGUCCAUUGCUGGGCCAGCUUUCCGCCAACGCCAUAUCCCGCUUCAGAUCCAAAUAACAGGCAAGGUAUCUGGAUAAUCGACUCUUCGGCGUCACCCAAUCACCGGCGACUCUGUAGCGGUUUUGCCCUGCCGUGUUAAUGUACGCCCGCCUGUCACAGGCAGCAAAGCAUCUUUCUGGACCCCGACCCGGCACCGCACCCUGGGCCCUCGGCUUCGCCAGGAGGGGCGCCAUGGCAUCCGCCGACGAGCGCAACUUGCGCACCAUCCACACGGCGGCGUGCCUUAUUAUCGGAGACGAGGUACUUAACGGCAAGAUUGUUGAUACCAAUUCGGCCUAUGUAGCCAAAUGGUGUUUCCAGCUGGGCAUCGACCUGAAGCGGAUUGAGGUGAUUGAGGAUGAUGAGUCGGAAAUCAUGGAGGCCGUCCGCCGCAUGAGCGACCGAUAUGAUUUUGUUGUCACCAGCGGCGGCAUUGGCCCAACACACGACGACAUCACGUACCAGUCGAUAGCCAAGGCCUUUGAGUUGCCGCUCGUCCUGCACCAAGGGGCCUACGAGCGCAUGAAGCGGCUCGCGCGGCCGCACCCCUCGCAGCCCGACUUCAACUGGGACGUGGAGUCUCCGGCCAAGACGGCCAAGCUGAGGAUGGUGGAGGUGCCGACGGACGAGACCCGCGACAUGGACAAGCAGUUCCUCUUCCUCCAGGAGGACCUCUGGGUCCCCGUCUGCGUCGUGAAUGGCAACAUCCACAUCCUGCCCGGCGUUCCCAAGUUGUUCACACGUCUUAUAGAUGGACUCAAGCCGGUCAUCAUGCCGCGGCUGGUGGACCCCGAAGCCAAGGGCAUCUGCCGGAUCAUGAUCUCGACGCCCAUGGCCGAGAGCGCCGUGGCCCCUUACCUCACCGAGCUGGCGGCCCGCGUCGAGCCGAGGGGCGUCAAGGUCGGGAGCUACCCGAGGUGGGAAAAGAAGCGGAACACGGUCACGCUCGUUGGCAAAGACAAGGACUUCAUCGAGACCCUGGUCCCGGAAGUUGUCGAGAACGUCAAGGGCAAGGUCGUCACUGUGGAGGGAGAGGACGACGACCCGGACGACAAGGAUGAGCCCUUUUCUCAGUAAGGACGCAAGAACAGAUGAGGGAGGGAUGGAGGGAAUAAGGUGGGGAUGGCAGGCAUUGCCUCGGUAACAGAUUCUGAGAGCCCGAGUUGACCGAUAUUUCGCGUCAGUCUUCUCUUUUGACAUCAAGAGUCAUGUAUGUACAUGUGUUGAAGAGGGAAGCACCAGCCUGACCAUGUCCUCGUGCACGGUGCAUAGGUGGAUACUACCUCGAUGGAGCCCGCGAUGGCCGCACGCACGAGGCGUGCGGGAAUGCAGUGGGGAUCCCUUUUUGCCUGCAGAGCGAUCGUCCAUCUCGCGUUUUCUCUCUUUUGGGAUGGGCGGCGGAUGAAUGACACGAGCGGUGACGAGCCCUUGCUUCUCUUCGACAACGAACCGCAGCGGGCUUUUCUUCUCACCCAACCACACAAGAAACGCCCCACCAGGUAGUCGCGAGGCACGCAGCGCGAUUGACAGCCCAACAGGACCUAGACAAGGGCAGAGCUGCAAUCAAGAUCAACGAGCUUGAUGGGACCCCACCCCUCGAUAGCCCCCAAAAGCCAAGCCUGGGCGUCAAAUUUUCUAGAAGGCCUGGCGGAACGCCAUGCCCCAGGGGCAAGGGCAAGAAAAGGAGAUUGAUCUCACCAGGCGGGCGGGCCGUCACUCUUCGAUCCUUAUCGUUUUACCCACGAGGCUUGGGCGGGAGAAUCUUCAUUCUCGCUGCGUGCUGCCCGCGCUGAACGAUGAGACUUUGGCAAGGAAAAAAAGGAAAAGAAACAAAAAGCAGACAGCAUCAAAUUACCAAACUAGUGCUGUGAUGAUAUUGAGUCUGCAGUUCGUCAAAGUCGCCGUCUUUAUCAUCUCCGCGCACUUGUGCCACAGUAUCACCAGGAUCCACCGAGAUCGAC
This is a messenger RNA of Gaeumannomyces tritici R3-111a-1, 2069 nucleotides long. RefSeq names its product molybdopterin binding domain-containing protein. The record is from RefSeq and is a predicted model, not a curated record. The transcript is spliced from 8 exons. Bases 208 to 1185 code for a protein of 325 amino acids. NCBI's taxonomy places the organism in Eukaryota, Fungi, Ascomycota, Sordariomycetes, Magnaporthales, Magnaporthaceae.